UCCUCUGUUUCCAUUGGGAUAUCUGAUAAUUCUGGAAUGGAUUUCAGCCAGUCUCCCAGGGGAAGAGACACGAAUAUCCUCACAGAAGUGAGAGAAGAUGAAUUCAGAGAAUUCAGGCGCAACUCAGCAGUCAAUUUGAAUUACCUCAUUAAAAGCCGUGUGGUUCUGGAGGAUCUCCAGCCUGAGAUGUGGACAGAGGAACAUGAGCACAUUCUGGAUGACUUUAUCCAAGACACGAGACUGAGGAUUCUGACUGUGCACAUGGAUCAGUUCAGUGGACUACAGGUGCUCCUUACCACCCCACCACAGCCCACAGAUCAUCUCAUGUUUUUUGUCCGUAAGGAGAAUGGUGAGAUUACUGCAGAGAACUUUGUGCACAUUGUUCAGUUUGGAACCAUCCGGGGAGGCUACCUGGAGAGUCUGCUCAGGCAUAUGUUGGGCAUCUAUGCUCCACAGUUCCUGGAAAACCGAACGUGGCCUGAUAGUCUUAAGAACAAUUUUUCAGCACAUCUGCACAAGUUCCUUGCCAGCCUUACAGAUGCUCGCUACAAACUGGAUGGCCACACAGUCCUCUACAUCCCACUUGAGGGCAUGAAUUUGCCACCUGAUCAGGUUGCGAAGGAUAAAGAACUUGUACAGAGACUGGAAACUGCUGUUGUUCACUGGACUCGUCAGAUUAAAGAUGUACUAAGUGCACAGGAGGCUGUAGAGACGGGCGAGAUCUCGGGACCACUGGAUGAGAUUGAUUUCUGGCGCAACCGGUGUGAUGAUCUUUCGGGGAUUGGUUUUCAGUUGGAUAAAGCUGGUGUCAAACACAUCCAGUCUAUCCUCGAACUUUCCAAAUCCUCUUACAUUGCUCCCUUCCUCAAACUAGCCAAGCUUAUCCAGGAUGGACGUUCACAGGCCCAGUCAAACCUCAGCUUCCUGGCUAUCCUUACAAGCCCCUGUGGGGAGCUGGUGAAGCUGAAAGUCAAAGACAUUCCAGCCAAGCUGCCUCACAUCCUCAACCUCAUCCGGAUCAUCUGGGUUAACUCAAAGUUCUACAACACCAGGGAUCGCAUCACCGCACUCUUCCGUAAAGUGUGUGACUGCCAGGAGUUCUUUGCCCGAUGGGAAGAUGGUGAGCAGAUACCCCUGCCCUGUUUUGGGGGGCAUCGUGGUCCUGAAAUAACUCGGAGUCUCCUAGAGAUUGAAGCCACCUUCGACAAAAUCCUACAAUUGCUAAAAGUCAUGAAGAACGAAAUCCUGGAUGUUAAGAAUACAUUCUGGCACGAUGAGUACAGUAGGUUCCGUUCAGGUAUCAAAGAUCUGGAAGUAAUGAUGCAGAAUCUGAUCUCAUCCUCGUUUGAAACCAUGACUACAGUACAGCAUGGAAUAGAGUUCCUAGAUGUAUUCCAGCGUCUUGCUAACCGUGAGACCAUCAAACGGACCAUUGAUAAAAAAAUUGUGGAAGUCUACAUACUAUUCAGUGAUGAGCUGUCGCUGGUGAACAAAGACCUGAACAGGAAGGCCAUGCAUCUGGCCCCACAGAUGCCACGGUAUGCUGGCCAGGCUCACUGGGCCCGCUCUCUUCGGCGUCGGAUCGAUAGAUCAAUGGAGAUUCUGACCCAAGCCACAUUCCUGCCCAAAAUUGGAUUGGGUGAAGAGACGAAGGUGGUCUUCCAGACGCUGCAGCAGAGCCUGGAUGAAUUUGUGCGAAAAGUCUUCACAGAGUGGACAGUCAACAUAGACCGGGAAUGCAUGAAGCGCCUGGAGAGACCUCUGAUGAUUCGCAACCUCGAGGAUCGAGGCAAGCUCAAUGUAAACUUCGACAUGUACCUGUUGGAGUUGUUUGAUGAAAUCCAUUACUGGGAACGUUUGAACUUUGAGAUCCCCCACUAUGUUAUAGAGGUCUACCAGCGAAGGGAGGACCUCAGGAUGCUCCAAGAGCGUGUUCUCCUGGUUGUUCGUGAUUACAACAGGUUGGUGUGUGUUUUAACGAAAGAGCAGCGGAACCUCUUCCGAGACAGGAUCAAAUUUCUGGACAAGAAAAUAGCACCAGGUCUGUCGAAUCUUCAGUGGACAGCCAGAACACUGUCCAGCUACUUCAUUGAUGAUUGCCGGAUGCAAGCUAGACAGCUGCAGCUGACAAUUGAUGAAUACAAAGCGUCCAGUCAGUCAAUCAAACAAUAUGCCUAUCAGAUGAGUGAAAUGCUGCUGGUACAUAUCGACAGUAAGCGCACAUACAAUGACAAGGAGUUUGAAGAAGCACAGCAGGCACAUCAAGAAAACAUCCAGGCAAAACUAUUAAAACUACACAAGGAGAUUGUAGCAAUCAUGCGUCAGACAUAUCUGGUCUUUAAGAGCGAUGGAUCUGAGGUGCAGCAUUUUUGGUUGAAUUAUGCCAAAAAGGUUGAUCGAACAGUAGAAGAAGCCUUCAGACUGAACAUUAAACGGUCAUUGCUGGAGUUGUCCAAGGCCAUCAAUGGGGAUCCCAAAUCCACACCCAAUGCUCUCUUCAGGGUCAUGGUGACUCUUCUGGAUGACACUUCAGGUGGCCCGCCACAGGUGGAGUUUUCACCCACUCUAGCCAGGCUUGCAAGCACUGUCAACAGCGUCAGUUUUCAGAUUAAGAACACCCUUUCCAUCUUCAAACGUAUCCCAGAGUUACUGACCAGGAGGAAAUCUACACUGGUUCCUGUGUUCCAAAAUAUUGAGAAUGAUGACGAAAUUAGGAAGAUCCAAGGUAUGAUCAAUUCUGGCAUGGCGACCAAUGCUUCAAAUCUUCAGAACUAUCUGAAAACCUGGGACACCUAUCGUGAGAUCUGGGAGAUUAACAAAGAUUCCUUCAUCCGCCGUUACCAGCGCCUCAAUCCAGCGGUGUCAUCCUUUGAUGCAGACAUUGCCCGCUACACGGAAGUGGCCAACAAUGUCCAGAAGGAGGAGACCAUUGUGCAGAUUCAAUUUGUCCUUCUCGAUUGUUCUCCGUUAAAAUUCUCCCUUGUUCAGCACUGCAACGAGUGGCAAAAUAAAUUCACCACGCUGCUGAGUGAGAUGGCAAGCCACAUGCUGCUGGACUUCUGUCAAUUCCUUGAAGAAAAUGGCAACAAAGUAAGCCAUAUUCCUCAGAACUUGGAAGAACUGACCGCUGGGAUCCAGCACCUGGAGCAUCUUCAGAACGAACUCCCAAAGACAGAGGCACGCAUCAAUCCCAUCCAUGAACAGUUUAACAUCCUGGAGAAAUAUGAGUUCCAAAUUGAAGAAAGUGUCCAGCAGAGGCUGGAGUCAGUGAAUGGUGAAUGGCUCAACUACCAACAGGUGAUCAAUGACAGUGAGGCUAUGCUGAAGAGGCAAAAGGAAAAGUUCAGAAGUGGCCUCAUCCACUCUGCAGAAGACUUGAAGAAGAAGACUCAUAAUGCCAUUGAAGAUUUUAACAUGAGAGGUCCCUUUAGCAGUUCACUAAGCACAGAAGCUGCCCUGAGCAUGAUCAGCGAACUACGAAAUAACCUCAACCUCCUCAAGCAAGAGGAAGAAACCAUUCGCAAUGGCCUCAAUGUCUUCAAGAUUGAUCAGCCUGUGUCCAAAGAGCUGCAGAGCCUGGAGAAGGAUCUGGAUUUCCUGCAGCAAGCCUGGGAGGUCACCAAACAAUGGGAGGAAUCUUGGGCAGAGUGGAAAGGAGGCAAAUUCAGCUCUCUGCAGACACAGGUUAUGGAGAACACGGCCAUGGGAUAUUUCAGGAAACUUAACAAGCUGAGCCAGAUUCUCAAGGAUAAGAAUUGGGACAUUGUAUCUGCAUCAAAGAACAAGGUUCAGCAGUUUAAGAAGACAAUGCCAUUGAUUACAGACUUGAGAAAUCCAGCCAUGCGCGACAGACACUGGAACAGCAUUAAGGAUGAAGUGCAGAAAUUAUUUGACCAUACUAGUGACGAUUUCACCCUGGAGAAAAUCAUUGAGCUUGGCUUGGAGCAACACUCUGAUGCAAUCAACAGCAUCUCAUCUGCAGCUACUAAAGAGCUCUCCAUUGAAAUGGCUUUGGAAGGAAUAAAGAAAACCUGGGAAGUUACUGUUCUUGAUCUCAUGCCUUACAAGGACAAAGGGCAUUAUAAGCUGAGAGGAACUGAUGAAAUCUUUCAGGCCUUGGAGGAAAACCAGCUCAUGUUGUCGACCAUGAAAGCUUCUCCCUAUCUGAGGGCAUUUGACAAGCAAGUGGAUUAUUGGGAACGGUGCCUGUCUCUGAUUCUCGAGGUGAUCGAAAUGAUCCUGACUGUACAGAGGCAGUGGCUGUACCUGGAGAACAUUUUCCUUGGAGAGGACAUUAGAAAACAGCUUCCCCGGGAGUCGGCGGUGUUUGAGAACAUCGACGCACAGUGGAAGGUCAUAAUGCAUCGUCUGGUCCAGGAACCCAAUGCCCUUCGAGGAACCCAUCACCCAGGUCUGUUGGACACGUUGAAUGGUAUGAACGCAAAACUGGAAGAGAUUGAGAAAUCGCUUGACAUGUAUCUGGAGACCAAACGCCAGAUUUUUCCACGUUUCUACUUCCUGUCCAAUGACGACCUGCUGGAGAUCUUGGGUCAGUCCCGCAACCCACCGGCAGUGCAACCCCACAUGAAGAAAUGCUUCGACAACAUCAAAAGCCUCAAAAUGCAAAAGGUAGUCGGGACCACCACCAAAAUGGAAGCUGCCGGAAUGUUCGCCGCUGACGGAGAGUACGUGGAGUUCAAACAUCCCACCCUGCUCGAGGGCCCUGUGGAGGCAUGGCUCUGUGAUGUGGAACGCACCAUGCGCUUUACUCUCAAAGACCUGCUGAAAGACUGCCGAUUGGCUCUGAAGAAAAUGCUCACCAGGCGGGAUAAAUGGGUGAAGGAUUGGCCUGGUCAGAUGCUUAUCACUGCAAGCCAGAUUCAGUGGACCACUGAUGUGACCAAGGCUCUGAUGACAGCCAAAGAACAAGGCGAGAAGAAACCUAUUCGUGUUAUUAAAAGGAAGCAGGUGAGCAUGCUGCGCAAGUAUUCCGAAGCUAUCCGUGGAAAUCUCACUAAGAUCAUGCGCCUGAAGAUUGUGGCUUUGGUGACAGUGGAAGUUCAUGCGAGAGACGUUAUCGACAAACUGUACAAGCUGGGGUGUAUGGACGUGACUGCGUUUGAUUGGCUCAGUCAACUUCGCCUCUACUGGGACAAGGAUGUAGAUGACUGCAUCAUCCGUCAAACCAACACCCAUUUCCAGUAUGGGUACGAAUACCUGGGGAAUUCCGGCCGAUUGGUGAUCACUCCACUCACAGACAGGUGUUACAUGACACUGACCACUGCUCUCCACUUGCACCGAGGUGGAUCACCCAAAGGACCAGCAGGGACAGGAAAGACAGAGACUGUGAAGGAUCUGGGAAAAGCCCUGGGCAUGUAUGUGAUAGUGGUGAACUGUUCAGAAGGCUUGGACUACAAGUCGAUGGGCCGAAUGUACUCUGGCUUGGCACAGACUGGAGCCUGGGGGUGCUUUGACGAGUUUAACCGCAUCAAUAUUGAGGUGUUGUCUGUAGUGGCCCAGCAAAUCCUGUCUAUCCUGUCUGCUCUUUCUGCCAACCUGACACGCUUUGUCUUUGAGGGCCGUGAGAUUAACCUGGUCUGGUCUUGUGGCAUCUUCAUCACCAUGAAUCCAGGAUAUGCUGGUCGUACAGAGCUGCCAGACAACCUCAAGUCGAUGUUCAGGCCCAUUUCCAUGGUGGUUCCUGACUCAACACUAAUCGCUGAGAUAAUCUUGUUUGCAGAGGGAUUCAACAACUGUAAGGCCCUUGCUAAGAAAGUCUACACCCUUUACUCACUGGCCGUGCAGCAGCUGUCCAAGCAGGAUCACUACGACUUUGGCCUGAGAGCUCUCACCUCACUCCUCCGCUACGCUGGCAAGAAGAGGCGAGACAAGCCUCAGCUCUCUGAUGAGGAGGUCCUCCUGUUGUCCAUGAAGGAUAUGAAUAUGGCCAAACUAACCUCUGUGGACCUACCACUGUUUAGUGCUAUUGUCCAGGACCUGUUCCCAGGGGUGGAAACCCCAGUCUUGGAUUAUGGAAAGGCGAACAAACAGGUGAUUGUCCCCACCUCUGAAACAGUUGCCAAUUUGAACGAAACCUUUUCUGCGCUUGCAGAUGAGAAACCAGAUGAGAAGUGGAUCCUGUUUGAUGGACCUGUGGACACACUCUGGAUUGAGAGCAUGAACUCCGUCAUGGAUGACAAUAAGGUGCUGACACUGAUCAACGGAGAGCGGAUAUCUAUGCCAGAACAGGUUUCGCUGCUCUUUGAGGUGGAGAAUCUGGCAGUGGCUUCCCCUGCCACCGUGUCUCGCUGUGGAAUGGUUUACAAUGACUACUCAGACCUGGGAUGGCAACCUUAUGUUCAGUCCUGGCUGAACAAACGAGCAAAGGAUGAACAAGAGCAUCUGCAGGAAAUGUUUCAGAAAAGUGUUGAGAAGACAUUGGCAUACAAGAAAUUGCACUGCAAAGAGCUGAUUCCAAUUGCUGAGCACAGUGGAGUGGUUGCCCUGUGUAACCUGUAUGAGACCUUGGCUACAGUGGAGAAUGGGGUAAACCCAGGUGAUCCUGAUAACUACCUGCACAUGAUCGGGAUGUUCUUUGUAUUCAGUCUGAUCUGGUCUGUGUGCGCAGCUGUGGAUGAGGAAGGAAGGAAAAAGAUGGACAACUUCUUGAGAGAGAUGGAUGGCAGCUUCCCGAGCAAGGAAACCGUCUAUGAAUAUUACGUAGACCCAAAAACCAAAGUGUGGACCUCCUUUGAGGAAAAGCUGACAAAGUCAUGGCGGUAUCCGAACAACAUGCCCUUUUAUAAAAUCAUCGUGCCCACAGUGGAUACAGUACGGUACAACUUUCUGGUCAGCAACCUGGUGUCCAACCAGUAUCCUGUGCUGCUUGUGGGCCCAGUCGGGACUGGGAAGACCUCCGUUGGUCAGAAUGCACUCCAGACCCUGGACCCCAUAACGUGGUCGAUACUGACUGUGAACAUGUCUGCUCAGACCACAUCUAAAAAUGUCCAGGAUGUUAUUGAGAGCCGUGUGGAGAAGAGAACAAAAGGAAUAUAUGUUCCAGUUGGUGGCAAAAAACUCAUCACCUUCAUGGAUGACCUGAACAUGCCAGCCAAAGAUACAUUUGGCUCCCAGCCACCGUUGGAGCUUCUCCGCCUGUGGAUAGACUAUGGCUUUUGGUACGAUCGAGCCAAACAGACUGUGAAACACAUAAAGGACAUGUUUCUAAUGGGAGCCAUGGGUCCCCCUGGCGGAGGAAGAACAGUCAUAUCAGCUCGCCUUCAGAGCCGUUUUAAUUUGAUCAACAUGACCUUUCCUGCGACAUCCCAGAUCAAACGUAUUUUCAGUACACUGUUAAACCAGAAAUUGCAGGAUUUCGAGGAGCAAAUGAAGCCAAUUGGUAACGUGAUUACAGAUGGCACCAUUGAACUUUACAAUGCAGUUGUUCAGAAAUUCCUGCCAACACCAACAAAGAUCCACUAUCUCUUCAAUCUCAGGGAUAUUUCCAAGAUUUUCCAAGGGAUGCUUCGCAUCCACAAGGAUUACCACGACUCAAAAACAAGUAUCUCACGCCUGUGGGUCCAUGAAUGUUUCAGGGUAUUUUCUGAUCGGUUUGUGGAACAUAAGGACAUGGAACUGUUUGUGACGUUGCUGAAUGAGAAAUUAGGCACUUUCUUAGAUGUAACCUUCCACAGCCUCUGCCCAACUAAGCAGUCACCCAUCUUUGGCGACUUCAUACGAGGAGAUGUAUAUGAAGACCUAACAAACUUCAAGGCCCUUAAAAUGUACAUGGAGCACCAGCUGGAUGAGUAUAACUCCACCCCUGGGGUGGUGCCGAUGAGCCUCGUCCUGUUCAAAGAUGCUAUUGAACAUGUGACACGGAUUAUCCGUGUGAUCAGUCAGCCACGUGGCAACAUGCUGUUGGUUGGGAUCGGGGGAAGUGGACGGCAGAGCCUUUCUCAGCUAUCUGCCUUCAUCUCUGACUACAAUACCUACAAAAUCGAAGUUACUAAGGUCUACCGCAAGCUAGAGUUCAGAGAAGACUUAAAGAAAAUCUACCGUGAAGCUGGAGUUGUAAAUAACCCAACAAUGUUCCUGUUUACGGACACCCAGUUGGUUGAAGAAUCCUUUUUGGAAGAUAUUAAUAAUAUUCUGAGUUCCGGCGAAGUUCCGAACCUGUUCAAAGUAGACGAGUUUGAAGAAAUUAAAAAUGCAUUGUUAGAUGCAGCCAAGGAAGAGUCCAUACCUGAAACCAAUGAAAGAAUCUUCAAUUUUCUCAUGGAAAGAGUGCGUAGUAAUCUUCAUGUCGUGUUGUGCAUGAGUCCUAUUGGAGAUCCCUUCAGGAAUCGUGUACGCCAGUACCCAGCUCUAGUGAAUUGCACCACCAUCGACUGGUUUUCUGAAUGGCCAAGGGACGCUCUGCUUGAAGUGGCCGAGCGAUACCUGAUGAACGUGGAACUUGGAGGAUCAGAGGAGCUGCGCAGUAACCUGGCGCACAUCUUUGUGACCAUGCACCGUUCAGUGACAACAUAUUCUGAAAAAAUGUUGCUGGAACUGAAGAGGCACAAUUAUGUGACCCCAACCAACUAUCUGGAGCUGGUGUCCGGUUAUAAAAAGCUCCUGGAGGAGAAACGCAUAGAACUGAGCACUCAGGCCAACAAGCUGCGGAAUGGACUGUCGAAGAUUGACGACACCCGUGAUAAGGUGGAGGUGAUGUCUGUCGAGCUGGAGGAAGCCAAAAUGAAAGUGGCUGAGUUCCAGAAGCAGUGCGAGGAGUACCUGGUGAUCAUUGUGCAGCAGAAACGUGAAGCUGAUGAGCAGCAGAAGACUGUAAGCUCCCAUAGUGAGAAAAUUUCAGCAGAAGAGAUAAAAUGCAAAAUAAUGGCAGAAGGCGCUCAAAAGGAACUGGAUGAGGCCAUGCCAGCUCUGCAGGAGGCAACCAAGGCCCUGGAGUCGUUGAAUAAAAAGGACAUGACAGAAAUCAAAUCGUACGGCCGCCCGCCUGUCCUUGUUGAAACGGUGAUGCAAGCAGUCAUGAUCCUUCGAGGCUCAGAACCAACCUGGGCUGAGGCCAAGAAGCAGCUGGGUGAGGGAACCUUCAUUAAGCAGCUCAUUAAUUUCGACAAAGACAAUAUUUCUGACAAGGUGCUGAAGAAAAUUGGGACAUACUGUGCACAACCAGACUUCCAGCCAGAAAUUGUCGGUCGUGUGUCUGUAGCGGCCAAAUCUCUUUGUAUGUGGGUUCUGGCCAUGGAGCUGUAUGGCAGAUUGUAUCGUGUGGUGGAACCCAAGCGAAUUCGGCUGCGGGACGCUAUGGCACAGCUUGCAGAGAAGCAGGCGUUGCUCGCUGACGCACAGGCUAAGUUAAGAGAGGUGGCUGAGAAGCUGGAUACGCUGAAGAGACAAUAUGAUGAAAAGCUGGCUCAAAAAGAAGAACUGCGGAAAAGAUCCGAGGAGAUGGAGAUCAAACUGGAUCGUGCUGAUAAGCUGCUAUCUGGUCUAGCUGCAGAGAAAGUACGGUGGGAACAAACAGUGAAGGGACUGGAAUCAGAUAUGGGUUACUUGGUUGGAGACUGCCUGUUGGCCUCAGCCUUCCUCUCAUAUAUGGGCCCAUUCCUAUCAAACUAUCGUGAUGAUAUUGUUAGUGUCAUCUGGAUGAAGGAGAUCAACCAACGGGCUGUUCCCUGUUCACCUGACUUUGCGUUUGCAAACUUCCUAUCAAAUCCCACCACAGUGCGAGACUGGAAUAUCCAGGGCCUGCCAACAGAUGCCUUUUCCACAGAGAAUGGAGUCAUCGUAACUAGAGGCAACAGAUGGCCUCUGAUGGUGGACCCCCAGGGUCAGGCUCUGAAGUGGAUUAAGAACAUGGAGUAUUCUAAGGGACUGAAAGUGAUAGACUUUCAGAUGACUGAUUACAUGCGUGUGCUGGAGAAGGGAGUGCAGUUUGGAUCUCCUGUCUUACUCCAGAAUGUUCAUGAAGAAUUGGAUCCAUCACUCGCCCCCAUUCUCAAUAAAUCUGUCAGUAAAGCUGGUGGGCGACUGGUGAUAAAACUCGGAGACAAGGAAAUCGAGUACAACGAGGAAUUUCGAUUUUACAUUGCUACCAAGUUGUCUAAUCCACACUAUCCCCCAGAAAUCUCUUCCAAGACCACUAUUGUCAACUUUGCUGUUAAAGUGCAGGGCCUUGAGGCGCAGUUACUGGGCAAUGUGGUGAGGAAAGAACGGCCUGAACUGGAGGAGCAGAAAGAUUCGUUGGUGAUGAACAUUGCAGCUGGCAAGAAGAAACUGAAAGAACUGGAGGAUGAAAUUCUAAGACUCUUGAACGAGGCAACAGGCUCACUCCUCGAUGAUGUGCAACUUGUCAACACCCUGCAGACUUCAAAGGUGACUGCCACAGAGGUUGCAGAGCAGAUAGACAGCAGUGAAACAACGGAGGUGAAAAUUGACUCUGCUCGAGAGGGUUACCGCUCAUGUGCUGAGCGAGCUUCCAUCCUUUUCUUCGUGUUGAACGACAUGGGAAAAAUCGACCCCAUGUACCAAUUUGCACUGGAUGCCUACAUAGACCUCUUCAACCUGAGCAUAGAGAAGAGCAAACGCAGCCCCAAACUGCAGGAGCGCAUCAUCAAUCUCAACGAAUACCACACCUAUGCUGUCUACAGGUACACGUGCCGAGGGCUCUUUGAGCGACACAAGCUGCUUUUCAGUUUUCAAGUGUGCAUCAAGAUCCUAGAGGUGGCCGGGAAACUCAACAUGGAUGAGUACAAUUUCUUCCUGCGUGGGGGUGUGGUGCUGGAUAAAGAGGAGCAGAUGGACAAUCCUUGUCCUUCCUGGCUUGCUGAUGCCAACUGGGACAACAUCACAGAGCUUGAUAAAUUAACAAACUUUCAUGGUAUUAUGAACUCCUUCGAGCAGUAUCCCAAAGACUGGCAUGCCUGGUAUACCAGUGCUGAGCCAGAAACAGCUAUGCUGCCAGUUGAGUGGGAUAAUACCUGCAAUGAGCUCCAGCGCAUGCUGAUUGUACGAUCCUUAAGGCAGGACCGCAUCGCAUUCUGUGUGACCUCAUUCAUCGUCAACAAUCUUGGCUCCAAGUUUGUGGAGCCUCCUGUGCUGGACAUGAGAUCGGUCAUUGAUGACUCCAACUCCAGGACGCCACUGAUAUUUGUGCUCUCCCCUGGGGUGGAUCCCACUAACUCUCUGCUCCAGCUUGCUGAAUACUCUGGUAUGGCAAGUCGGUUCCUCGCUCUUUCGCUGGGUCAGGGUCAAUCCCCCAUCGCCACCCGUAUGAUUACAGAAGGCGUAACAGAAGGUAACUGGGUGUUCCUUGCAAACUGUCACCUGUCGCUCUCAUGGAUGCCCCAGUUAGAUAAGCUGAUAGAGCAGCUGCAAGUCCAGGAUCCACAUCCCGAUUUCCGACUUUGGAUAAGCUCCAGCCCUCACCCUGACUUUCCUGUCUCCAUCCUGCAGACCAGCAUCAAGAUGACAACAGAGCCACCAAAGGGCAUCAAAGCAAACAUGAAGCGUUUGUACAACCUUUUGACCGAUCAACAAUUCAAACGUUGCUCCAAACCCAGGAAGUACAAGAAGCUGCUGUUCGCCUUGUGUUUCUUCCACAGUAUCCUCCUGGAACGCAAGAAAUUCCAGCAGCUUGGCUGGAACAUUGUUUAUGGUUUCAACGACUCAGACUUUGAGGUGUCAGAAAACCUCCUGAGCAUAUACCUGGAUGAAUAUGAUGUUACACCCUGGGAUGCCCUCAAGUAUCUGAUAGCGGGGGUGAAUUAUGGAGGCCAUGUGACUGAUGACUGGGAUCGCCGGCUGUUGAGCACAUAUAUCAACGAUUACUUCUGUGACAAAGCAGUGACCACCCCUUACUACAAGCUUUCAAUUCUGGAUAACUACUACAUCCCGAAAGAUGGAGACCUGGAAUCCUACCGAGAGUAUAUAAACAUGCUGCCUACCAUGGAGCAUCCAGAGGCCUUUGGGCAACAUCCCAACGCUGAUGUGGCCAGUGAGAUCAUCGAGGCCCGCAGACUCUUCGAGACACUGCUGUCUCUCCAGCCACAGGUCACCACUGCUGUAGGCAAAGGCAUGUCCAGAGAGGAAAAGGUACUCGAGCUAUCAGCUGACGUGCUCCAGCGGACCCCUGAGGACCUUGACUAUGAGGGGACCCAGACGAUGUUGCAAGAAGACCCUUCUCCCUUGAAUGUGGUACUUUUGCAGGAGAUCCAACGUUAUAACAUUCUCCUCGACAUCAUCAGGACAUCCCUGACUGAACUCAAGAUGGCAAUCCAAGGGCUAGUUGUCAUGUCCACUGACCUGGAGGAAAUAUUCAGCUGUAUUCACGAUGCUCGUGUUCCUCCUUUAUGGGAAAUGGCCUACCCAUCAAUGAAGCAACUUGGAGCCUGGACACGUGACCUGGUUCACAGAGUGGAGCAGCUGGCCAGAUGGGCUGAGACCGCGCACCCACCUGUCAUCUUCUGGAUUUCUGGUUUCACCUUCCCUACAGGAUUCCUCACUGCCGUGUUGCAGCUUGCAGCCCGCAAGAACACAAUAUCAGUGGAUUCACUGUCCUGGGAAUUUAUAGUUUCUGUGGUCGAUGAUAAUAAUCUGUUGGAGCCACCCAAGGAUGGUGUCUAUGUGAAAGGCAUGUUCCUGCAAGGAGCAGGAUGGGACAAGAGGAACGCUUGCCUGGUGGAAGCUGAACCCAUGCAGCUGGUCUGUCCCAUGCCAUCCAUUCAUUUCAAACCGGUGGAAAACAAGAAAAAAUCCGGAAAAGGGAUCUAUUCCUGUCCAUGUUAUUACUACUCCCAGAGAUCUGGAAGCAGCCGACACACGUCGUUUGUGGUGGGGAUUGAGCUGAAGACUGGAGACAAGCCGUCUGAUCACUGGAUCAAACGAGGGACUGCACUCUUACUGAGUCUUGAUUAUUAGGAUCUUUCAGUAAUCCUCUCACUCUAACCUUUGAGGAGAAUGUGAUCAUCACCAGAAUGCUGCUACAUAACUGGAAGGGAAUACAGAAGUCAUUUCUGAGGAAUCCGAAGGGAAAUCUUGUUUGUAAAACCUUACCAGCACAGUGCAUUUCAUUGUUCCUUCUCGUGUAAUCACCAGUCCAGUUCCACAUUCGAAGGUAAUUUUUAAUUAGAUGCUGCACCAAUAAAUAUUUUUGUAACGUU
Rhincodon typus (whale shark) is the source of this 13169-nucleotide messenger RNA. It is a transcript of the gene dnah2, whose product is annotated as dynein, axonemal, heavy chain 2. Lineage: Eukaryota; Metazoa; Chordata; Chondrichthyes; Orectolobiformes; Rhincodontidae. The transcript has 84 exons. Gene Ontology annotation, molecular function: ATP binding; minus-end-directed microtubule motor activity; dynein light intermediate chain binding. Gene Ontology annotation, biological process: microtubule-based movement. Gene Ontology annotation, cellular component: dynein complex. Bases 37 to 12927 code for a protein of 4296 amino acids. The record is from RefSeq and is a predicted model, not a curated record.